CUAUAGGUAGGUGGUGAUGAACAGCGGGCACUGGCGAAGCGUCACUAAAUCCGCCACCAGAUCGCCCGCCUCGUCCGCACUGCUGCUAAUCGUGCUGGUGGUGGAGGUGGUGCCACCACCGCCCUCCUGAGGAUGCCCCUCAGCGGCAUUCAGAUCACACACCACCUCGCGAAUCAUCUCCCUGCACACGAGCACAACACACAUACACAGAUCAGCCAUUCCAUUGGGGAGGCGUGUGUGUGGGGGUGUUGGUGUGAGAGACAUACCUGACGAGCGGUGCGGUGACUCUGUCUGCAGCAGCUGCCUUGUGUCGCUUGUGAGUCACGACGGACAGGGGGGCGCGGGAGUGGCUGUCGGCGUCAGGGACGGCAGCCGGGGGCGACUCGAACGGCACACCGUGGCGGAUCUGCUGCCAGAUCUGACACACGCACACACACAUACACACAUACACCUCGGUCGUCAUGGAUGCGUCCACGGUGUGGAGGGAUCGGGGGGCUGGUGGUACCUGAGCACGCGAGAUUUCAGCAGUGGCGGAGUCUUCUACUUUGCCGUUCAUAAUGAGGUGGCCCCGCCCCUCCAGCCAGCCCUUGACGUAGCGCACACACACCUACACGCACACAGCAGACGAGACCCGUGUGACGUGACGGCCGCUCUUGGUGGCUGGCUGACCUCUAUGUUGGUGCGGAGGCUGUCGAGAGAGACGUCGUUUUCUGCACACAUACGAACAGACACACAUACGCACAGAGGGAGAGAGGGAGACAGAGCGGAUGGAAUAUUUUGUGUGGCUGUGCUAAUUCACGCCAGCGUGCCUGUGGGUAUCUGCAGCAGGUCGUGCGCCGUCACGGUAUCGGCAUCGCGGGCAGCGUAAGACGACAGCUGAUUCGGACACCUGGGUAGCACACACCACCCACACAGACAAAUGAUUCCCUGACGUGGCGUUGAGAGGCAUCCCACCCCGAGCCACCCUACCCUUUUGCGAAGUGCUUGGCGAAUGCGUCCUGGAUGGGCUGCACCAGCGACAGGUCGUACACGAGCGCACCGUCCGCACCAGCCAGCGCAUCGCCCUCCUUGGCCGACACACACGCACUCACCUGCAGAGCCAACACACCCACCACACAGACAGACAACAGGCAGGCCAUCAGUUUGUCCAAGGGCCUUGACUGCAUGUGUGUGGAUGGUUUGUGUGUACCAGUAGUUGUUUGUCGUGUGUGGUGAGUGAGCCGUCGUCGACGCCAGCGAACAUGCCGCCGGUGGCCGGGGCGCCGCGCCUGAGAGGAAGGCCAAGGAACGAAGCGACAUCCAUCGGUGUGUGUGAGAGGAGAGAAAGGUGUACCUGUGGCAGGUGGCUAUGACCUUCCUCCGGUAGCUUUUCAUGAAGUGACGAUCCAUCGACACAUAACUACACACACAGAUGCACACACAGACACAGACACGCUGAUGCCGUCCGUGUGCGCCCUUCUCCAACACCAUGGUGUCCGCCCACCGGUUUCUAUCGGGGAAUAUUUUGCGUCUGUCGUGGCCCAUGCGUGUGAUGAACGAGGCCGCGUAGUCCCACAUGCCGCAGUUGAGGCCGGCCGAGUGGUUCCGCAGCUCCCACAGCAUCUCGUCCAUCUCAAAGGCCGCCGGCAGACUCUCAAUCAACACACACGCUAAACCAAUUACACACACUAGCACACACACACACGAAGCGCACAAAAUCACGAGUCUCUCUCUCUCUCUCUCUCGUCCCUCUCUCUCUGUCGCACCUUUGAUGGUGUUUGCGGGAAUGUCGAGGGCCUCCUCUGUCCAUGCGAAGAUCCUGUCCCACAGAGCGGCCUCACUCGCACUCUCCAGCUGCAGCACACAGACACAGACAGACACAGAAACGAGACGAACCACCCACUUGUCAAGUGAGUGCAUCCCUCUGCUUGUUUGGUGGGUGUGUGUGUGUACCUUUGAGAGGUAGAGGAACGGUCCCCUGCUGAGUUCCGCCAGGUGUCGGCCGGAGGAGAAGACAAACAUGCCAAAGCCGAACAAGGCUCCGCUCACUCGACGACCUGCACACACACACACACACACACACACACAGGGAGGGAGAGAGAGAGAUGUCGUCCAUCUGGAUAGGGGUUCGUGUGUCGCUGACCGUUGACCAUGACGUUUGCCUCGAUCAUGUUCCAUGCACGAGGGCUGCAACACAACACAGCACAACACAACACAACACAGCACAACGAUCAAAAUGGCACAUCCAUCCAUCCAUCGAUGUGGCGGUCUCACUCUGACUCACCGGACCAUCAUGACGGUGGAGGUGCCGUCUGUGGCCGCACGUGUGUGGCCCUCCUGGUCGCCCGGCAGCUGGCCCCUGGCUGCGUUGGCCACAUUGAGGUGACCGAUCAGCACAUUCCGCCACGACGGACAGAAGCCGUCGUCAAAGUCAACCUGCACACACACACACAGACUCUGAUUGUUUCAGCCUCGACGACUGUCAUGCGAUUGAGUGGCUGUGACUGACCUGGACGCCCUGUGCGCCGGAGAGCAU
Messenger RNA from Vitrella brassicaformis, 2515 nucleotides. The record is from the annotation of a GenBank genome assembly. NCBI's taxonomy places the organism in Eukaryota, Vitrellaceae.